Penicillium concentricum is the source of this 357-nucleotide messenger RNA. RefSeq lists its product as uncharacterized. Lineage: Eukaryota; Fungi; Ascomycota; Eurotiomycetes; Eurotiales; Aspergillaceae. Bases 1 to 357 code for a protein of 118 amino acids. The transcript has 2 exons. The record is from RefSeq and is a predicted model, not a curated record.
AUGGAAAAGGACGAAGUUGAGGAUGCUGGUUUAUCUGUCGAUGGUUUGCCAGACAGCAACAUCAUGGACAUGGCAGAGAAACUGCUCAAAGAGGUGGGAAAUAUGCCAGAUAAUGGGAUUGCGUUGGAUCCGUGGACAACAACCACCGAAGUCAUGGCAGUAGACUCCACUGUGAUGGCGCUCCUUGUCAGAAACACUGGCGGCGGGGGAGUAGUUCGUGUGCUGAGCAAGCCAGCAAAGUUCACGAAAAGCGACGGGCUACCUGGAGUAGUGCUUCUUGUUCUGAAGCCCGGUGAAAAAUUUUUGCUCUUGGGCUCGUUAUCAAUUCGCUAUAUUCGUCGUCGAAUAUCCCAAUGA